Molecule: messenger RNA, 2601 nt
Organism: Pecten maximus
Lineage: Eukaryota; Metazoa; Mollusca; Bivalvia; Pectinida; Pectinidae
Exons: 4
Coding region: 1-1080 (359 amino acids)
Source: RefSeq, a predicted model, not a curated record
AUGGCGGAGGACAUGAUACCUAACGAAGCAGAAGGGCACUACGCGUUUGAAGCUCUCGAUGCCUUCCUUAAUAAAGAAGAUCCAAAUUCUUGGGAGAGUAUGACUCUACAAGUAGUAUUCUGUAAUCCUUUAGGAGGGUACUCUUUUCGUGAGGCUGUCGUGACCACACAAGAAAUGCUGAGUACGUUCAAUUGUUACCCAGAUCAGGCGACGGAGGAGAACCGGGCCACCAAACGACAGAAAAGUAUUUCAGAUGAAGAAAACAUAGCCUUUGAUUUAUUGGAUAAUUACUUAAAAGUGAAUGCUGGUGCCACAGAAUCAAGUUUUGAUAGAGAUCAGAAGGAAGCUUCCAUUACUGAAGUACUGAAUACACACCUGUUCAGCCACCUAGCAGUUGGAGACUGCGUGAUUGAUGAUAAUAUUUCCACAUCAGGAAAAUGUAGCUGUGGAUGUGGGGUAGAUGUCAAGAGAGGAAAUAAUUUUUUAGGGCUUGACCUGACAUGGCAUGGCAAUGUCAACAUGAUGAUAAAUGGAGUGCUACCAUUAACCGUCUUGGAAGAUGAGGACAACACAUUUAAAUUUGAGGAACAAGAUCUUAAAUGGAGUUCAACAGAUGAUAUGAAAAAAGACAUUAGUGAAUUAAGCCUUAAACACAAAACUUUCAAAAGUCAGUUGAUAGCAGAGACAAUUACUAAUGCAUUUGCACAAACUAAUGCAAAUGUAGAUCUUUUAGGCCUGCCAAUACCAGCUUUCGGCUGUACACCAGACAAAAUCUGUGUUUACUCAUAUGAUUGCAAAAAUGACAUUUUAUUGAAGAAGAUGGAUAUUCUGAAAAUUGACGAAGAACACUUGACUGCCCUCACUAUUGUGAAGAUAUGGUUGUACUUAAAUUUUUCAUUAUUUAUGAGAAGAGAUUCCACAGACCUAGACAAACACCCAGAUCUUGGAGACUAUAGAGCAAAAUUUUUGUCAUGUAAUGAAAAUGUUCCUCGAUUUUACUCCAAAAUCCAACCUGGUGCUCUGGUAUUUUCCAGAGCUAGUUAUGAGCCCAGCUUGCGAUUUGUUGGCCUAAGACAGUAGCAUUUAUACACAACUGAUUACCCAGAUAGUUUAAUUGAUAUGCAAUGUGAUUAGUGGACCAGCCUAAACUAGCAUGAGUCAUACAGUCCAAAACUUCUAUUAUGCAGAACGUUAAAGGGAUAAUUCUGCAUAAGUUGGAAUUCCAUUACUUCAUAACAAUGGAACAAAGCAUGAUCUACUUACAUUGUAUAUUCUUAUGGAAAUUGUAUUCCUCAAUUUACCAUAUGAACAAACACAAGAUACUCGAUUUAUAGUAAUUCUUUAUAGAUCUAACUCGAUCAUUUCACAAAUGUUCUUGCGGUACUGUGUCACAACAGGUUUGUUUUAGCUAGACAGUUUGAAAUAUUUGAGUAGAUUUUAAAAUGUACUAGAAAUAAGCCCAAUGAUGCAAAGAAUUGAAGUUGCAAUAUCAGCAAAAAUAUUAAGUGAACACUUAGGUAUUCACCAAGUACUUCACAUAAAUCGAUGAUCAUGCACCAAGUACUUCACAUAAAUCGAUGAUCAUGCACCAAGUACAUUUGUACUUCACAUAAAUCGAUGAUCAUGCACCAAGUACUUCACAUAAAUCGAUGAUCAUGCACCAAGUACUUCACAUAAAUCGAUGAUCAUGCACCAAGUACUUCACAUAAAUCGAUGAUCAUGCACCAAGUACUUCACAUAAAUCGAUGAUCAUGCACCAAGUACUUCACAUAAAUCGAUGAUCAUGCACCAAGUACUUCACAUAAAUCGAUGAUCAUGUACCAAGUACUUCACAUAAAUCGAUGAUCCUGUUUCAGAUUUUCCAAUGCUCCAUAUUUAGGUGGUCUAAUUCAGUUUUGGUCGGGGUAUUCCCAUUGAUUACACUUGUCACAGGAAAGAUAUUUUUAGGCUAACAAUAGUUUUAAAAGUCAGUUGAAAGAGUUCUGAAAAGUUGCAGAACACUGGUUACAAAUGUUCGAACUUGUGUAGAAUAACACUAGAAAGAAAGUGUUAGUUUUUCUAGAACCUCACAUCAAGAUAUAAAAUACCUAGUGAAAUAUCGUUUUUCAUACUUAACAUUAGCCCGAGUUUAGUCUGGCCCUUAGAAGACCAUGACUGGUGUAGGGCCAUAGGGCACUAAUAUACCACUACCUCUAGCCCUGACACCCUGUCUACCUCUGGCCCUGACAUCCUGUCUGGUAGACAUAGUGUCAGGGCCAGAGGAAACUCGGGCUAGCUGAACUUGUGAGAGUUUCACUUGGUUGUAGUUUGCACAUUUAGAAUUAAAAAUCAAUAUAGUUCGCAGCUUUCUGACUGAAAAUUUUAAAAAGAAAAUUAUUCUUUCUAAAACUGCUAUUCUACCUAGUCAAGAGGUUGAGUAACGUUCAUGAAUUUCAUUAUUUCAUGAAAUAUUUACAGCAUUAGUCUUUUUCCUAUGUAAGGGACAGACUCAAAUGAUUGACCGUGGGUAUAAUACUUGAGUAAUGCAUGAUUAAAAUGAAUUUACUGCUUUGUAAAUAAGACUUAACCAAUACAUUUUAAUAAAAUGUCGUUCGUAAACUA